Protopolystoma xenopodis is the source of this 1239-nucleotide messenger RNA. NCBI's taxonomy places the organism in Eukaryota, Metazoa, Platyhelminthes, Monogenea, Polystomatidea, Polystomatidae. The record is from the annotation of a GenBank genome assembly.
AUGCUAAAAUGGAAUAUCACUGGUGAGGCGAUCGAGUCCGCCACUCACAAGCUGAGAUUGCUCGGUCGGCAGGCAUGCCAUCAAGCUCCAUGUUUUGAACCUGAUUCGAGCCAAACCCAGCAUUCGACCGAAAUUAUUGUGUCUUCUAGUGGCAUACUACCAGACUCUACUGCUUCUUCGACAUAUUCUCGUCCACCAGUUCGGGACAAUACUACCUGCUUUGGGAACAUAGAGACAGUGGCUGUCGCAACCCCUUCCCUUCCUGCCAUCAUCCCAACUUAUACUGGCUCGAAAACCAGAACUAAAGGUCUUUUGGAAAGCAAUGAUAGAUUCUUUGAUCUGGCUGUACAAGAUAAUAUAGGAGAACUCUGUUCCUUAGUUGCAGAACGGGCUGAUUCAGUAGCGGUCGCAUCUUCAUUACUGGUAACCACUAGUGGGAAAGUAUUAUCAGAGGGUCUUCCGCCUGACGAGCCAGGUGAGCCGAAUAACGAAAUGAAAGAACAGGUGGUCAGCAGGCAGAUAAGUACAGACCAGGCUCCUAGUCCUGACCAGUCUCUGCACAAUUUUAGUGAUUCAAUUCCAAUCGAAUGUUCAAAUGUUGCAGCCUCCACUCUUGGCAUUGGGCCUUGCACCGGUGACGCAACUGGGCUGGUUGGAGGAGGUGGAAUAGUCUCCAGUAUUUUCGGUUGUGGCUCAGAAGGCAACCUACUUACAGCUUCGAAACGCCACACCGCCACUAGUUUUGCCAUCGGCUUCGGCUGGAAAAUGUCGCCUACAUUGCCCGGAGCUACAGGCGGAGCAUUCUUGGAAUCUUUCGGAGACAGUAUAGAGAUGCCAGGGAUGCAGACCUACUGCUCUUUAGCCUCCCCGAAUCCAACAGGUGAAGGAGGGUGCACUAGCCCUUUGCCUAUGGGCUCAAUUUGUGGAAAUUCACACGCCGGCUUGGAGGCCAGUCUUUCGGUUUCAACUGCCGUCAAAAGAGCCUGCAUUGGCAUUGGCAGUGGCGGGGGUAGUUUUGAUAGUAGCCCAGCACACAAUCGAGAUCUGGAACAACUGGCUUCUGCUAGCUUGCGUUUAACGUGGGCGGAGCUGGUACUCAGGCUGCAAGAGGACAUGUCCACUCUAUUCCGCGAAUUCUGGGAGAUCCCAAUGAAUCACGCUUCUAAGCACGAUUGCCCUAUAGCUGGAAUCGGACAAAAGAAUCGCUACCAGUCCAUUAUUCCAAGUAUAUUAUUAUAA